AUGGUUGAGAUGGUGAUUUGCCGUAAAAAUUGGUUGCAUAGUAAGAAGGAACUUAUAGUAAUUCAUCAAUAUUUGGAUAAGUCUCUGGUUCCUCUCAAAUCUGAAAUCUCAAUUCCAGUGAAUCCAGAAUCCUCUGUUGUUGUCCAAAAUGCUCCAUCUUCAAUAAUUUGUUUCUCUAUUUCUCCAUUCAAAUCUCGAAUUCUCUAUCCUUUCGUCGAGGAAUUCAAUAGCUGGCAUAGUUCAGUUUUUGUGAUGUUAACUUACUUCAACAUGUUAUUCUCAUAUAACUUGGUUCUACCGUUAUGUGCUUUAAUUAUGUCCACUAGAAAAUUUGAAUCUGGAUAUUCUAAAAGAAAACAGCAUAAGAAGGUUGAACAAUUGAUUAAAUCUCAAGAGGGAGCCCUUGAUAAAUUUUUUAGUGGUAGUAAACAAAAACAUAAUGACGAUGUAGUUCUCGAAGAAAAGUUUAAUAAGAAUGAUAUCGACAAUAAUACAAUUGAAAAACAUCAUUGUCUGGUGAAUGAAGAGAUAUAUAUUGAGUAUGAUGUUAAGAAUGAAAGAAACAUCAAUGAAAAGAUUAGUGAACCGUUCUCCUUUGAUAUUAGUGAUCCAGCGAAUUGGGAAAAUAUGAAUCAGAAUUUAAGAGAUUUAAUCAUAAUGAAAGGUCCAGUAAGAGAUAAUGAUCUAUUCAAGAAUGAUGAGGUUCAAACUCAAUUGGCACAUGAUGGUGCAAAUGAUUGGAAAAAUAUUGGUGCAAAACUAAGAACACAUGAAGUGAGUUAUGACCAUAUCACUAACUUGAGUAGAUGGAUCGAAAUGGAAAUAAGAUUUCAAAAGGAACAAACAAUUGAUAAAAGUUUGCAGGAACAAAUCAAUAAGGAUAGAGAACAUUGGAGACAAGUAUUGUUGAGAAUAAUAUCCGUGGUUAGAACUCUUGCAUAA
Olea europaea var. sylvestris is the source of this 942-nucleotide messenger RNA. RefSeq lists its product as uncharacterized. The transcript has 5 exons. Lineage: Eukaryota; Viridiplantae; Streptophyta; Magnoliopsida; Lamiales; Oleaceae. The record is from RefSeq and is a predicted model, not a curated record. The coding region runs from base 1 to 942 and encodes 313 amino acids.